AUGUCCUGCAUACCUCGAAUGUCUAGGCCCUUGCGCCGUCUCUGCACCUGCCCAUCAUCUCUCCGCUCCUUUACCACCGCCUCCGCCCGCCUCGCCACCACUACCACCACCACCACCUCCUCGUCCUCCUCGUCCUCCUCGUCCUCCUCGGACCCCCCGCCGCGGCCUCUCAAACCACUCACCCAGGAGCAGCGCGACUUUCUCUCCUCGGCGCUGCGCGUCAACCAGGCCGGCGAGCUCGCCGCCACGCUCAUCUACACGGCGCAGACGCCGCCCCUCGUCCGCGCGCACCCGCACCUGCGCCCGCUGCUGCGGCACAUGUACGACCAAGAGGCCGCGCACCUCGCCACCUUUAACGCGCUGCUGCACCGGCACCGCGUGCGCCCCACGGCGCUGUACCCGCUGUGGUCGGCCAUGGCCGGCGGCCUCGGCUGGGCCACGGCCGUCAUGGGCCGCGAGGCCGCCAUGGCGUGCACCGAGGCCGUCGAGACGGAGAUUGGCGGACACUACAAUGAGCAGAUUCGCACGCUGCUGGAGAUGGUCGCCGCGUGGGAGGCCGAGGGCUACGGGGUCGGCGCCGAGUUUCGGGAGCUCAUUGACACGCUUCGACGCAUCCGCGACGAGGAGCUAGAGCACCUGGAUCAUGCCGUCGAGCACGAUGCGAAAAAGGCGGAUCCACACUGGCUACUCACGGGUGUCAUUCGCGCGGGCUGUCGCGGUGCCAUCUGGGUCAGCGAGAGAGUUUGA
Messenger RNA from Beauveria bassiana ARSEF 2860, 747 nucleotides. RefSeq names its product ubiquinone biosynthesis protein CAT5. Gene Ontology annotation, molecular function: 3-demethoxyubiquinol 3-hydroxylase activity. The transcript has a single exon. The record is from RefSeq and is a predicted model, not a curated record. The coding region runs from base 1 to 747 and encodes 248 amino acids. NCBI's taxonomy places the organism in Eukaryota, Fungi, Ascomycota, Sordariomycetes, Hypocreales, Cordycipitaceae. Gene Ontology annotation, biological process: ubiquinone biosynthetic process. Gene Ontology annotation, cellular component: mitochondrial inner membrane.